UUCAGAUCGCGAUGAAAGUAGCCUGGUCCUAGGCCAGUUGAAAGGACAUAUCCUAACUGCUGGGGCUUUUAUCAGACUCACAACUGCCCUCAACCGACACGAAGAAUGUAACUGCACCGUUACCCAUCAGCAAGGGACUUCUGGGUUGCUGGCGGAAUGUUUAAGGCGGGCACUUCGGCGACCCAGGUGUUUUAGGACAACGUCCGCGGUUCGGCUGCCCUGUUAUCGCCAUAGCCUAAUAUAACAACACAUCAGCCUUAACCGGCGUCUAGCCUGCUUUACCUUCGAUAGUCAAUCGUCGGCGCUUGCAUGCUCUACAGUUUCACUGAAGUUAGUUGGAUAGUUUUCCAAAAGGUCGGAUUUACAAUGAAAGCCAAGACUGGGGUCAUCCUAGUCAUGCUUGCUGCUUUCGUUUAUGUUGCAGCACAGGAUGCUGAAGCCGAGCAAAAUGUUGUGGAAGAGUUAUUGGUGGAAACCUUGGUGAAACCCGAAACUUGCUCUAUAAUGUCAGAAAUGGGAGACACGCUACAAAUCCACUAUACGGGUAAACUGCUGGCAGAUGGCAAGGUGAUUGACUCAUCACUGUCCCGGGACCCCCUUGUUGUUGUGCUGGGAAAGAGGACUGUUAUCCCUGGUCUGGAACAGAGCUUGGUAGGAGUUUGUGAAGGACAAAAAAUCAAGACCACUAUUCCACCACACCUUGCCUAUGGAAAGCGAGGAUACCCUCCCACCAUCCCAGCUGAUGCUGCCCUAGAGUUUGAAGUGGAGGUGAUGUCACUGAUCCAGGUAACCCCAUGGCAGAAGAUGGUGAAUGAUGUCUUCCCUCUAGUGUGUCUGGGCCUGGUUCCCACUCUGCUGGGCAUGGUGGGCCUCUACCUCUAUAACAAGGCCAAUGCCCAGCGGCCAGGCAAGAAGGCCAAGAAGAGAAAGAAUAAAUAAAGGAAACUCACAGAACUAUUUAAAUAAUAAAAUGUAAAAACAACAAGGAAACGUUGUUAUUAUCGGA
This is a messenger RNA of Oncorhynchus mykiss (rainbow trout), 1006 nucleotides long. RefSeq names its product peptidyl-prolyl cis-trans isomerase FKBP11. Gene Ontology annotation, molecular function: peptidyl-prolyl cis-trans isomerase activity. NCBI's taxonomy places the organism in Eukaryota, Metazoa, Chordata, Actinopteri, Salmoniformes, Salmonidae. Gene Ontology annotation, cellular component: endoplasmic reticulum. The record is from RefSeq and is a predicted model, not a curated record. Gene Ontology annotation, biological process: protein peptidyl-prolyl isomerization.